AUGCCCACCGAAUUCAUCAGCGUAACUUUCCCCAACGCCUCAACGGAGAUCAACCCGAUCCCUGGCGCUGGCAUUGAUCCGGAGUUCUUGGUUCGUUAUGCCAGGUCGCUGGAUGACUACAACUUCAACUACACUCUUGUUCCCUAUGGCUCCGAUUCAUUCGACCCUUUCACGAUCGGUGCGACAAUCGCUGCCGUAACCAAGAACGUCAGCGUAAUCAUUGCCUUGAGGCCAAACACCCUGUACCCUACCGUUGCUGCCAAAGCCCUGGCAACACUGGACCAACUCAGCAAGGGCCGUGUUGUCGUUCACUUCAUCGCUGGUGGAAGUGACGCUGAGCAAGCCAAGGAGGGCGAUUUCCUCUCCAAGGACGAGCGCUAUGGUCGUUUGGAAGACUACAUCAAGAUCCUGCGCCGAGCGUGGGAGUCGGACACCCCCUUCGACUGGGAGAGCAAGUACUAUACCUUCAAGAACUUCUCCAACAAGGUUCGUCCUACUAAGGGCACUAUUCCCGUCUCCGUUGGAGGCUCCUCGGAUGAGGCGUACCGUAUCGGUGGCUCCCUCGCAGACAUCUUCGGCUUGUGGGGUGAGCCCUUGAAGGAGACGAAGCAACAGAUCGACCGUAUCUACGGCGAGGCCGAGAAGGCUGGGCGUAAGGACCGACCUCGCAUUUGGGUUACCUUCCGUCCCAUCGUCGCCGAGACUGACGACCUCGCCUGGGCCAAGGCGCACCGUACCCUGGAUGCUCUCAAGGGCAACAUUGCUGCUGGCCAAGGCAAGAACGGCCAGGACGCCAGCGCGGGACAACCUCAGAAUGUUGGUUCUCAGCGUCUUCUGGAUAUUGCUAAGCGCGGCGAGGUGCAAGACCGCGCCCUGUGGUAUCCUACUGUCACUGCCACCAAUGCACGCGGAGCGUCAACAGCCCUUGUUGGAUCUUACCAGACUGCUGUGGACUCUAUUCUCGACUAUGUUGACCUCGGUGCUGAUUUGAUCUCCAUCCGCGGAUACGACAACUUCAACGAUUCCGUUGACUACGGUCGCUAUAUCCUGCCCGGUGUACGCGGAGAGUUGAAGAAGCGGGAGAAUGGCUCAAAUGGAACCCAAUAA
This is a messenger RNA of Colletotrichum karsti, 1107 nucleotides long. RefSeq lists its product as uncharacterized. The coding region runs from base 1 to 1107 and encodes 368 amino acids. The record is from RefSeq and is a predicted model, not a curated record. The transcript has a single exon. Gene Ontology annotation, molecular function: oxidoreductase activity, acting on paired donors, with incorporation or reduction of molecular oxygen. Lineage: Eukaryota; Fungi; Ascomycota; Sordariomycetes; Glomerellales; Glomerellaceae.